CAACGUGAAGUAGCUUCGGCGUUCGGAGACGCGUCGGUUGCGUUUUGGCGUUUGAAAUUGGCGCUGAGAAGCAACCCCCGCGAAUAUAUCGCAAUCUCGCGGGGCGUGAGCGGCAGUUGGGGUCGACGUUGUCGACGAUGGAGAGGGUCGGAAAAAAGGCUGAGAGAAUGCGGAAGGAAUAAAAACGACCAAGGAAGAAGAAACACAGAUGGCAACUCGAUGGGGGUGGUAGUCGUGGCCGUGGUUAACGAUAAGUUUCAGUCAGAAGAUAACAUUCGGAGGGAUGAGACUAUCAUGCAUGCACCUGUCAAGAUUACUUUUGCCAACUGUGAUAAAUAAUAAAUAAUACUAGACAAAAAUUGAAUAUACCAAAAAUCGUGAUCAGAUAACGUGAUUACUCAGAGUCAGUCAUGUAUUACUACGUUAUUUAUUUCACUAACAAAUAUUUUAUCAUUUAAAGAAGAGAACGGAGAAUACUGACCAAAGUAUACGUUUUCAACGUUUUCAUUGAAAACGCUUUGUUGAAAUAGGAGAAUAUAUAGACACAGAUUGAAAUCAUUAAUAAAUGUUGCGUAAGAAAACUUGAUAAUGGAGCUCAACAAUGUUGGGAGCAACAAAAGCUCCGUUUAUUUGGCGGUACGAUUCAGAAAAUUAUGCUUGGCUACCGUGUCGCUACCUCUGAUUGCUCUACUGGUCUGUUUCAUAACAGCAUACAUAUUUCAGCAGGACGAUAUUCAUGAAACGCAUUGCAGAGUGUAUAACAUAAUACCAUCAAUUUCGGCAAUAACAGGUGUAUCGCCUCAAAGAUAUUUAUGGCGGAUAAGCAUCGCUCUGCACAUAGGUCCCAGAAUAGUUAUCGCUAGCGUCUAUCGUUCCUAUUACCAUAGAAUUCUUAAGGCCGUCAAUGAUCUACCUAGAAAGAUUUUGGGAUUCAGGCUUCUGAAUCUUUGCUACUGGCUAAACCUUGCUGAGGUAGCAGCUCUAUGCGGAGUUACUUACAUUUCGAACAGAGAAAAUUAUCCCGUUCACGAGAAGAUCUUCAUAGUCUUCAUGUUCAGCUCACUAGCGUACAUGUUGGCAGCUGUUAGAUUAGGGCGCCUUGUAACGCCGAAUGCACCAAGCCUCCAAUACAAACAGGCCCUUUUCGUAAUCAGCAUCCUUAGCACGGUGGGUCUUGUGAUUUUCUUCCUGAAACAUCGCCUCUUGUGUCACGAUAUGGCAUUCAGCUGGUUUUCCCUGUGCGAGUACGUAAUAGCAUCGGCAAACAUGGGAUUUCACGUUACGGUCAUCCUGGAUUUCCCCAAAGAACAUCUUGUCGUUGGACACGGCCUACCCCCUUUGAAGGUGGAUUAACCCCUCUGGAUUGCAUAAGUCCAUCGAUAUUGUCCCAAAGUGCCUACUGCUUCUACCUGUUAACGCUACGAGUCUGCCUUUGUUAAGUAACAUCACGUUCACGUGCGACCUUCUUCAAAGGUAAACAAUGCACAAGUUCCGAUUAUAGACUAGAAUCCAUCGUAAUAUCGCUAUAUAUUGUUGUUAGAACGAUCGAUAUACAUUGUAAAAAAAGCUCCAUCUUUAAAUGUCUGCAUAUUAGUGAAAUUUUAAACAUUCGGAUAUAACGAUGACGAUUGUAGUUGAUAUUAUUCUAUUCUAAUUCAUAUAGAUAUACGAGUGCGCUCUGUUGUUACUUGGCCAAUUUUUAUUUCUCUUAGCGCAAGAUACACCGCUAUACACAUUUGUUUUAUCUACAUAUUUUCGUUUCGUUUGUGAUCUUGAUAGUUGGACGUUUAUAUACCUACUUAGUCACAAACUUUAGAUUCAUUGAAUCUUACAACUUGAAAGUGAAAAGUAAAAUAUUUCCUUUCGCGUCACGUUAGCGAAGUAGACCAAAUGUAUUAAAUGCCAUUCGCCAUUUCUGUGGCAAGACAGAAUUAAGUUAUAGACUCAUAGCGAUCACAGCAGCCACUUAACUUGCGUACAUAAACUAUGUUGCCAAUAAGAGAGUAAAUAAAGUUUGAAAAAUACAAUGAAUGAUAAUAUUGCAAUUAACAAUACAAAUUAUUUGACUAAAUUAGAAUCUAGCGCUUCCAAAGAGUGGCGAUGAGCAAUGGGCACUUGGCUGGGCAGUUAAAAAUACAUAUAAUGGCCUUCCGUUACUUAAACACUACAAAAAUAAUAUACCAAUAAAUAGUAAUAAUAAUAACAAAUUAAUAAUGUUAGAAGAAAACACUGAAAUGCAAUGAGAAAAAAUGCAUUUAGCAUUUAAGAAGGAAAACGUAUCACGAAUACUAUACUUACCCCGUUCAAUUCGUACGAACAAUGAGUUUCUGAAAAGUAUUAUCGAUAUAAACGACAGAUCGUUACUCGUUAGAGUUAAAAUAUUAUUUAUUAAUUUAUUAUUGUAGAUAAUUGUAGUCAACUGCGCAAUAUUUUGAACAAUUUUUGCAAGUGUGUUGCAUACUAGUCAAUUUACUAAUAAUGUUCUAGUCAAGGUGUUUGGUUUUAUUCCCUCAGAAUGAAAUAUCCAUUUAAACUUCGAGUAACGUUCAAAACGCAUCUUGCACCGUUUUUAGUAUUAUCUAUUUACUCACUUCAUUUAUUGAUGAUUUUAUACUCAUAACGGAUUCAGUAUUGUAGCAAUAAUUGGCAUAAAGUAAAAUUGGACACGGCUGGUUCGUCAAAACGUCACAUUAUCGUGAAACUAGAUAUUAAGUAACCAAUUCGGCACACGUUUAACUAAUAUUCGUACAAUCAAGACCAAAAUAUAACGUCCAAAAAUAUUUUCUUUCAUCAACGGUAUGAACUGUUGAUAAGAAAUAAAGAAUACGGAAUUGUAUUCUUUUUGUUUAUCGAAGCUGCAAAAAAAUUUGUAUGUUUUUUCUCCCUAUUGGGAAAGAUCAUUCGUUAUGCACCUAAUUUACAAUUAUGCCAAUAAAAUUUGUAGUAAGGAUUUAUUAUUGUCUACCGUAAAAUUAUUCGCCUUGUUGUUAUGCGAUGUUUAUUAAUUACUUUUACAAAAUUGUCAAUAAUUUUUCCCGUCUACUCGGUAACGAUGACAUUAAGUAUUGUGUAUUGUUAUUUCAUUAAACUUUCGGAGGCGAUACGUAUAAUUGUUCACAAUCGGGCAUUGUAAUUCGGAUUGCAAUUUGAAUAUUAAGGUAAACCGAUUUUGAACAGUUUCGGAGCUACGGAUCUUCGCAGCGCAGUUACUCCUUCAGUUCUGCUAGUUUGUACAUUAUAACAAUUUGAGCGAGAAUUUUUCUUCUAGAACUUAGUUUACAUGAUAUUUCUAGUCCAAACGUAACUGUAUACGUAGAAAGCACCGGCAAUUUGACCCUUUAGCCAAUGAAAGAAAGAAAAAGUUUUCUAGCAUCUAUAGAUAGGUACGUACGUUAACGUUGACGUAUGUACCUGUGCCUAAGUUAUACUGAUAUACAUACAUGAAUUUUGAAAGCGUAAAAUUGCAAGUAUCACGUUGCAGCCAUAUUCUGCAGAGCCUGCCUUUGCUCGUACUUAUUAUUCAUAAGAGCGUAUCUAGUUGCUAAAGGGUUUACGAUACAUCCGUUUUGCACAUUUUUACUAAAGAGUGUUAUAAGAUAGCAUGUUUUUAUAAAACGUGAUUUUCUUCUUCACUCGCCUGACCUCAAAAUAGAGACAUCUGUACGUAGCCAUGUAUGUAUACGUAUACACAUUACAUAAAAAUAUAGUAGGGUGUUACAAAGUAAAAAAAAAAAAAACGUAAAAAGUAAAACGAUAAUGGAACUCGUUUCAUCUAAGAUCGAACUGUCAAUGGCUAGGCCUCGGCAAAGAAUACAAAUACGAUAAAUGACAUCUCUAUCAAAAAAUUAUUCGGAAAACAUACCGAUUUUCAUUUUUAUAACACCUUAGGUAUAAGACUUUUAGUUUGACGGUAUACGUCGGCUUUCGUUAAUUAGCACUGUUGUAUGUAUAGCCUGAACUUUGUAGUUCGAUUAAGGAAAAAAAAAAAAGUUGCAUACUUCACUUCUCGCGGCUUCUUUGGGAGGAUAAAGUACGAGGUAUAAUCGUAGUUUGAAUU
Neodiprion virginianus is the source of this 4057-nucleotide messenger RNA. RefSeq names its product post-GPI attachment to proteins factor 2-like. Gene Ontology annotation, biological process: GPI anchor biosynthetic process. The transcript has 5 exons. The record is from RefSeq and is a predicted model, not a curated record. Lineage: Eukaryota; Metazoa; Arthropoda; Insecta; Hymenoptera; Diprionidae. Gene Ontology annotation, cellular component: endoplasmic reticulum membrane; Golgi membrane. Bases 589 to 1353 code for a protein of 254 amino acids.